Molecule: messenger RNA, 2823 nt
Organism: Oncorhynchus tshawytscha (Chinook salmon)
Lineage: Eukaryota; Metazoa; Chordata; Actinopteri; Salmoniformes; Salmonidae
Product: protocadherin beta-16-like
Exons: 1
Coding region: 405-2810 (801 amino acids)
Biological process (GO): homophilic cell-cell adhesion
Cellular component (GO): plasma membrane
Molecular function (GO): calcium ion binding
Source: RefSeq, a predicted model, not a curated record
GUUAGCAUAGUUGUACUGUGUUUUAUAGUUUGGAGACUCAAUUUUGCCCAAGUGUGUUGGAAAGUUUUUUUUUUUUAAGUAUAUCAGUAGUUCAGUGGUUUGAACUCAGAGGGACGCUGUUGGUUAGUGUGUUGCAGUUCCAUAGCAAAUGUGUCGCCGUCCUUCCCCCAUCAUCUCGAUAUAUUAGACAGAGACAGAGCGGCACACAGAGCGCACAGUCCGGUUUACAGAGAACACUAAUACUAAGAUACAGAGCUGCCAUUCUCUUGUUCCAAAAUGGUUUAUUGUUGAGUCGUUUACCUUUGAUGUUUUGAACUAGAAACGAAUGCAAUAUUACUGACUUCUUUACGGAUUUUAUAACCUGCUUGUUGUUUCAUGGUGAAGUGAAAAUAUCGGAUAGAACAAUGACACGGCAAGUACUGUUGUUUAUCUCGAUCCUCUCUCUCAGUUCAGUGAACGGGCAGGUCAGUUACUCCAUUCCGGAGGAAAUGGCGACAGGCUCUUUAGUCGGUAACAUAGCGCAGGAUUUGGGUUUAGAUAUCAAAAGACUGAAAUCAGGUAAAGCUCGUAUUUAUACAGGAGACAGCGCAGAAUACAUCGAGUUGAAUAAAGAAAGGGGAGUUCUCCUUAUCAGAGAGAAAAUAGACCGUGAAGCGCUCUGCGGACAGACUACACCUUGUGCACUAGAUUUCCAGAUCAUUCUGGAGAACCCGAUGGAAUUUUAUAGCAUCACAAUUGAGGUAACCGAUGUAAACGAUAAUGCACCUGUUUUCAUAAAGAGUGAAAUGAAAUUCAGAAUUAGUGAGUCGGCCGUUACUGGUGCAAGAUUUGCGCUAGAGAGGGCGAUGGAUCUGGAUGUUGAUAUUAAUGGCCUCCAAAGUUAUUCACUAAAACCGACCGAUAAUUUCAUCCUGAAACUACAAAACCAACCUGAUGGCGGAAAGACAGUGGAAAUGGUUUUACAGAAACCUUUAGAUCGAGAGAAACAAGAGCAUUUGUCUUUGAUAUUAACCGCAAUAGAUGGAGGUGAGCCUCAGAUGUCUGGAACAGUGCAGAUUCAUAUUACUGUACUAGACGCCAAUGAUAAUGCACCUGUUUUUACACAGGGAAUCUACAAGGCUACCCUAAGAGAGAACUCACCAAAGGGCACAGUUUUAAUUUCUGUCAGUGCGUCUGAUUCUGAUCAAGGUUCCAAUAGUAAAAUACGUUAUUCGAUUUCGAAUUCACAGGAUGGUAAUCACGAAUUGUUUGAAAUAAAUGAGGAUGACGGUGGGGUAAGAUUAGUAGGAAAUAUUGAUUAUGAAAAGGCACGACAAUAUCAAAUACAUGUACAGGCCAGUGAUGAUGGAGGCCUCACCGAUUCUUGUAAAAUCAUGGUCCACGUCGUUGAUGAAAAUGAUAACAAACCAGCUAUUAAUGUGAUGUCGAAGUCUAGUGUUAUAUCAGAGGACAUUAAAGCUGGUACUGUUGUGACAAUGAUAAACAUUCAAGAUCCAGACUCAGGUGAAAAUGGCAAUGUCCAGUGCGCGAUAAACGAAAACAUUCCCUUUAUAAUGAAAUCGACAUCUGUUAAUUUCUUUACUGUAGUAACAGACGGCGAAUUGGACCGAGAGAGAGCUUCUGAGUAUAACAUCAGUGUGACGUGCUCUGAUGAGGGCGUGCCCUCGCUCUCCAGCAGCGUCACUCUCACCUUACAGAUAUCAGAUGUGAAUGACAACGCUCCUGUCUUUGAGAGGAGCUCAUAUGAGGCCUACAUUAUAGAAAACAACACACCGGGCCUCUCUAUAUUCACAGUGAAAGCCAGAGACGCUGACUGGAACCAGAAUGCCCGUGUUUCUUACAUACUGGAGGACUCCUCGGUUAACGGAGUGCCCAUCUCCUCAUAUGUGUCCGUUAGUGCUGAUAGUGGAGUCAUCCAAGCAUUGCGCUCUUUUGACUACGAGCAGAUCAAGGAUUUCCGGUUCCGCGUAAAAGCGCAGGAUGGAGGCUCCCCUCCACUCAGUAGCAAUGUGACUGUGAAAAUAAUGAUCCAGGACCAGAACGACAACGCACCUCAGGUUCUGUACCCAGUCCAGACUAGCAGCUCUCUGGUGGCUGAAAUGGUACCUCGUUCAGCAGAUGUGGGCUAUCUUGUCACUAAAGUGGUGGCUGUUGAUAUGGACUCUGGACAGAAUGCCUGGCUCUCUUAUAAACUGCAGAAAGCGACAGACAGGGCGCUAUUUGAAGUGGGCUUACAGAAUGGAGAAAUAAGAACUAUACGCCAAGUCACUGAUAAAGAUGUUGUGAAACAAAGGCUCACUGUUGUAGUGGAGGACAAUGGGCAGCCCUCUCGUUCAGCUACAGUCAAUGUUAACGUGGCAGUGGCGGACAGCUUCCCUGAAGUGCUCUCGGAGUUCACUGACUUUAAGCACGACAAGGAGUACAAUGACAACCUGACUUUUUACUUAGUCUUGGCUCUGGCUGUAGUCUCUUUUUUCUUUAUUGUGUCCAUCAUAGCCAUCCUGUCAGUGAAAUGCUACAGAUGGAGACGUGAGCGCAUGUUUUACAAAUCCAACGGAAAUCUCCCAGUUAUUCCGUAUUACCCGCCCCUUUACGCAGACGUAGGUGGCACUGGGACACUGAGACACGUAUAUAAUUACGAGGUAUGUGGAACAGCUGACUCCGGAAAGAGUGAUUUGAAAUACGUCAGACCUUACAGUCAGAGCAUCAUUAGUCUGGACGGAACUCAGACUCUCCCCCACGCGCAGAGGGACACACUGAUCAAUGAUAAUGGGGAUAACCAGGUGAGCAUGAACAAUCGGCUCUCAUAACCUCAGAAUAUUA